Molecule: messenger RNA, 1566 nt
Organism: Aspergillus tanneri
Lineage: Eukaryota; Fungi; Ascomycota; Eurotiomycetes; Eurotiales; Aspergillaceae
Exons: 2
Coding region: 1-1566 (521 amino acids)
Source: RefSeq, a predicted model, not a curated record
AUGGAUUAUUUCUAUUCUUCUGAAUUCCCUCUUCAUGUGCAAGAUUUGAUGGCCCAGAACCGCGUGCCGGGUCUUGCCAUUGCGAUUGCCCAAAAUGAUCAGAUCGCCUCAGAGGGCUAUGGCCAGGCAUCUAUUAAUCCACCAACGCGAUGUACAGCAGACACACUCUUCGACAUUGCCUCGUCUGCCAAAUCGAUGACUGCAGCUGCAGUCGCUUUGCUGGUCGAUGACGACGAAACCUAUCCCGAGGUGCAAUACAACUCUACAAUGUCCAGUCUACUGCCCGACGAUUUCGUACUACCCAGCGUUCAACACACAGAAGGCGUCACGGUGGAGGAUAUCUUAAGUCAUAGGACAGGCAUAGCUCCCCAUGAUAAUUCAUAUAUGAGCCCGCGAGCGACACACCCAGACAAUGCACGUUCCAUCACUCGAAAUCUACGAAACCUGACUCUGGCUGCUCCACUCCGUGCCAAAUACCUAUAUAACAACAUGAUGUACACUGUUGCAACGCAUCUGGUCGAAGUAAAAAGCGGACUCCCAUUCGCCGACUUCCUCCAUCAGCAUUUUUUCCGCCCGCUCAACAUGCAAUCAACUAGUCUACAGCGUGAGGGCGCUCGGGCGAAGGGACUCCAGGAUCGCAUAGCGACAGGAUACAUUUGGAGCAAGGAAACCUCCAUGUACCAUGGAUUCCAGAGCCCAGAUUGCCCAGAAGGUCAAGGUGCGGGAUCGAUUAUCACCAGCGUGAAUGACUUCAUCAGAUGGGUAAAGGCUCUGGUGAAUCGCGAAAACCCUAUCAAUGAACAUGUAUACCAAGGCCUUGUCCGCAUGAGGACCUUGAUGAACCCGGAUGCGAGAAGACUGAAGCCAUUUACAUCGCCAGCUGUGUACGCAGCAGGUAUGGAAGUGUAUUACUACAGGGGACAUAUGGUCAGUGGGCACAAUGGUGUAAUCCCGGGAUUUGCGAGUCGCUUUUUCUUCCUCCCUGAGUUCAAAUUUGGCGCUGUUAUCUUGAGUAAUUCGGCUGGGGGAGGGCCUGUCGCUACUAUAUUGACUCGAGAACUGAUCGAUCGAGUUCUUGGAGUCUCUGACACUGAGCGUUCGCGUCGAAAUCAAGGUAAUACCACCACACUCAGUGCCAACGUUAAGUCUCAAACAGAUCAACCAAAGCAUAAAGCAACAAGGACGACGAGAAAAAAAGACAAGGUUCAACAACUGCGUGCGUCCGUUAUCAGCCAUCCGCAACCGCAGGAAACGCCGCUCGAUGCCUAUAUGGGCAGGUAUUGGAAUUCUGGUUAUCACUUUUUAUCGGUGGAUGUGAAAGAUGAGAAGCUCUUCAUCGAUGCCACGGAUCGCUCGAUGGGGUUUUCGCUUACCUUUGAACACGUGUCCGGGGGAACAAAGUAUAUUGCGCAUUUAGAGGAUUUCUUAGAAGGGGGUGAUGAUCUAGUUCCAGCCAAGUUUAUAUUUGAGGAUGGCCAAGCGGUCCGAUUGGGACUGCAUUUGGAGAAGUCCUUGAAGGACAUGAUUUGGUUUGAGAGAGUCGCGCAUUCAACUAGACAGUCAUAA